UGAUUUGUUGAUCAGAUUCAGCGGAUAAUCCAAAGUUGUUCCAUCAAAUGUUCAGACAGGAGAUAUGUAGUAUUCACUUUUGAAUUCGCACGGUUCAGCGAUGACCGAAGGCACGCAGUUCCCCCCGACGGCUACGCCCAAGCAAGACGACCAAGAAUACGACUAUGCGUUUUCCAACAUGAACCGGUCGGAAAGCCCAACCGCGUGUGUUUCGGCCAGUCCGUCCCCCGUUGCCCGCACCUUGGGCAUUGUUGGCCAUGGCGUUGUUGGUCUUUUGCUGAUCUUGGCGGUGCUUACUCCGUUGGCAUUCAACUUUCCAUGGUAUGCCACCGACUUUUCAACCCCCGUGUCCGUGUGGUGGGGCGUGAACCCCAAAGUCAAGGGAAGCGGCCACUCUGAAAUGGUGAUGCCAACGUACUUUUUCUUUGGGAUGGUGCUGCCUGUCGUGGUGGCGGGUGUCCUCUUUACCUUCCUUCAAGCCAAAACACCCAUUGGACCAUCUCCGUUGGCGCCCUUCUUGCACCGCAAGCCCAAACUCUUCAAGUGUUUGGUCAGUUACGGCGAAAUCCUCUUCGUCGUCGUGGUCGUCACCCUCAACGUUCUCGUGUGCUACUACGAAUUCGUCAAGCGAUACAAAGCCACCAAUCAUACGGCCGAUACGUUCAAGAACGUCGGUACAGCGCUUGGCUACACCUCACUCAUCAAUCUGGUUCUCAUUGCCCUUCCCGCCACCCGCCACUCGUUCUGGAUGGAAUGGCUCAACAUUCCAUAUGCACACGGGUUAAAGUACCACAGGUGGAUUAGUGUGUUGACCAUCGUGACGUUGAUGGCCCACUUGGUGUGCUUUCUCGUGUACUACGCCAUUCUUGGCAAGUUGAUGAAGCUGCUUCCGUGCGCCAACUGCGACAUUGCCACGGACGGGAUGACCAACUGGGAGUACUUCUUUGGCAUCCUUUCGGUCUUGUGUUUCGUGGUGAUGGCGGUCACGGCGUUGCCGUACGUCCGUCGCCACUACUACUCGGUGUUCUAUGCCACGCACUUCCUCUUCAUUCCUGCGUCCCUCUUUGCCGUGUUCCACUGGGGCAACAUCAUCUACUUUCUCUUUGCGUCCAUGGUCCUGUACUUGACCAACCUCAUGCUGUCUCGAGCAUCGACGUCCACCCCCGUGACCUUGAAGCACGCCGCUCAACUGUCGUCGGAAGUGGUCGAAAUCACGUUCAAAUGCGUCACGGGGUACAGCCCAGGCGACGCCGUGUGGAUCAAAGUGCCCGCCUUGUCCAAGACCGAAUGGCAUCCCUUCAGCAUCGCGUCGACGCCGUUGGAAACCCCCGGGUUGCUCACCAUCUACGUCAAGAGUCUGGGCAAGUGGACCACGGGGCUCCACCAUUACAUUCGCGACUGCCACGAGAAGAGUGUCCAACCCAUCAUCUACAUGGAUUGCGGGUACAAGUCUGCGCCGCCGAUUCCUGCGACCCACUCGGACGUGGUGUUUGUGGGGGGGGGUAUUGGCAUCACCCCCUUGAUGGGGCAGCUCGUGCAUAUCCUUCGCAGCCACCCCAGUCAAACCGCGUGGCUCAUUUGGAACGUCCGACACAAGGACAUGCUCGUGGGCUUCCAAUUGUGGCUUCACCACAUUGAAACAGUUGGGGGAAACCGGUUGAAGAUCCGGUUGCACGUGACGCAAGACGACACGACGAGCUUCGACGUCGACGCGACGACCAAGCAAUCCAUUCCUGGCAACUUUGACGUGCACAAUGGGACGCCUAUCGAGUCGCGGCCGUACUCGCACGUGAGCACCGUCAAGCGAGUGCUGCUGUUGCUGUUGGCAUUUGCGUUCAGUGGUGGACUGUUGAUUGCUGUCACUUACGGCAACAAAAUUCAGUCCACCCCGCCGCGCCUGUGGCUGGUCCAACGCUUGGUGCAGUAUUGCGUGGUGGUUUUCGGGUGUUUCUUGGCGUACGGUGUCACGAAGUUUGUCAACGAACGACCGCGGCAGCCGCUGUUGCCUGGUGCAGGUGAAUUCUCGUCUGAUGGCAAAGUGCCGUUGACCGCCCACGAGCUGACUGCUCACUUUAACGUGCAAUCUGGCCGCACGAAUUUGGCCGACGUAUUCCACGAAAUCGAAGCGUCGGCGGCAUCGACUGUUGGCGUGUAUGUCUCCGGCCCGAAGAGCUUGAUCAAAGCGGUCGACGCACAAGGACAAGGGAUCCGCAAGUUUCAAAUUCGACACGAAGUGUUCGAGUUGUAGAUUGUAUAAUGCGUCGGUCUGCUACCCACAUACUGCACACUGCAUCGUUAAGUCAAGAUUUAUACCUUUGAAUCAAUAGGGCCAUCAAUGAGCAAUUAAUCACCAUGAUACUUACUACUUCGAAGUACUACUACAGUACAUACUAAUACUGUAGUAAUCGUUGCCA
Messenger RNA from Aphanomyces astaci, 2414 nucleotides. RefSeq lists its product as hypothetical. Bases 101 to 2248 code for a protein of 715 amino acids. Lineage: Eukaryota; Oomycota; Saprolegniomycetes; Saprolegniales; Verrucalvaceae. The transcript is spliced from 2 exons. Gene Ontology annotation, cellular component: plasma membrane. Gene Ontology annotation, molecular function: oxidoreductase activity. The record is from RefSeq and is a predicted model, not a curated record.